UGUAGUGAUGAGGCUGAUGGAACCAUUCCUAGACAAGGGCAGAAAUGUUACCACGGACAAUUUCUUCACAUCGCUGUCAUUUGCGCAUAAACUUCUUAGCCGGAAAACCACCAUCCUCGGCACAGUCAACAAGAUUCGCCGGGAAAUCCCUCAAUCCGCUAGACACACAGAUCGCAAUGAAUUCACCACUCAGGUGUUUUCAACCACUGCUGCUACGCUGACGGCGUAUGCGCCCAAACGGAAGAAGACCGUCUACAUUCUUAGCAGCAUGCACAGCGUGAUUCAGACUGAUAAUACCACCAAAAGGAAGCCAAACACUGUCACCCUUUACAACACCACAAAGUGCGGCGUGGAUGUGAUGGACCAGAUGGUGCGGGAGUACACUGUCCGCACAGGGACACGGCGCUGGCCAGUUGCCGUGUUCUAUAACAUGAUUGACAUGGCAGCACUGAAUGCACAUGUGCUGUAUCAAGCAUGCACCGGAAGGCAGGAAAGACGGGUGGACUUCCUGGUGGAGCUUGCAAGAGAGUUGGCUAACUCUCAUAUGUGUGCGAAGAAGGCAAGAAAAGAACAAUUGCUUCGGACAAAACCCUCCACACCUAGCCCUGGAAAAAGAGCCAUGUGUCAGGUCAAACACCAAUGCAAGAACAAUCAUGCCACUGUGCGAUGUGUUCACUGCUACAGAUACACAUGUGGUAAAUGCAGACGGGAGAUACCAUGGCAGUGCCAGGAUUGUGAGUGAUUGCUGGAAUGUACUCACUCACUUUUUAAUAUCAUUUGUAAAUAUGUGUACAAAUGGUUGGUUUCUUUAUUUUAUUUUGUACUAUUUUUAUCAAUAAAUCUCAGCAACAAAGGAAAAAAAACGUGUGUUGAUUUCUCCCUAAGAUGGCAAAGUGAAACACAAGUUUCCUUGAAGUGGCUCAGCAUGGCCCCACAUUGUUUACAUAACAAAAGCAACUGUUCACAGCUGAUUAAGGAUAUUAGCCUAAAGCCUUCCAGCCCAUCGGCUGUCCUGCGGGUUUUAUAGGUAGAAAAGCCAAAUGGCUGCUCUCUGGGACUUCUAG
Molecule: messenger RNA, 1064 nt
Organism: Carassius gibelio (silver crucian carp)
Lineage: Eukaryota; Metazoa; Chordata; Actinopteri; Cypriniformes; Cyprinidae
Exons: 2
Coding region: 8-742 (244 amino acids)
Source: RefSeq, a predicted model, not a curated record